AUGCUGGAUAACUUAGCCGGAUUAACGUUACUUGCAUUAGGGAACUGUUCACCUGAUAUAUUAACUACAUAUAAGGCAAUGUCAAUAGGCGAGCCUAAUCUAGCAUUGAGUGAAUUGAUAGGUUCAUGUUUUUUAAUUACCACAGUUGUCAUAGGUAUGAUAGCUAUAAUUCAUCCUUUCAAAUUACCACGUAAAAUAUUCUUAAGAGAUAGCGGAUUUUUAUGGAUGAUUUUAUUCAUUAUAUUCGUGUCACUUUGUAAUGGUUAUAUAAGUAUCAGUGCGUCUAUUAUAUUGAUCAUAUGUUAUACAAUUUACGUCGUAUAUAUCGUGGUAAGUCAUCAUAUCUUAAGACAGAAAGUCAUAAAGAAUCUUCGAGACGAAAGAAUCAGAAAUUCAUAUGCCAGUCCUGGCGAUUCUAAUAAUAUAGCAAAUGACAGUCAAACAGAUAUUGAAGCUAACUUGGAUUUAAUAGAUUUACCUACCAUUGAUGAAAUCAAUUUGAAUUCCAUCAACGAAUAUGACGAAGACUUCCAAAGAGAAUUAGUCAAUGAAUAUGAUGAAUUCAGAAGAUUCAACCAUAACGAAAUUAACAUCAAUAGCCAUUCUUAUGGUCUCAAACAACUUAUAAAAGAAUUAACUCACCAUAAUAAUCAUGGAAUACAAUUAACUCAUGAAAGACCACUAUUUCUGAAUAACCCAAUCGAAUUGUUAAACAACGAAGAAGCUGAUCAACCAUUUGAAACUUUUGAUAAUGAAUUUCUUAAUACUCAUUGGAAAAUAUUAGAACUCGAUUCAUUCAAAUCUUUGACUUGGUACGAAAAAGUAGGAUUUGUUCUUACACAUCCAUUCUUCAUGAUGAUAAAAUUCACUACUCCUAAUGAUGGACCAUUUGAAUUUUUUCAAUUGAUCAUCAGUUUCAUUUAUUUGAAUUUCCUUAUUAGUUGGAAAUUAUGGGUGAUUUCAAUCCCUCUUUCCGUGGGAUUGGUGGCAUUAAUACGGAAAUACCAACAUCAAUUAAUCCUUUCUUUCUUAGGCUUUAUAAUAUCCAUAACUUGGAUAGCCUUUUUUGCUAACGAGAUUAUCAACAAUAUAAAUUCCAUUUCGGUAAUCUUUCAACUCAGUGAAGAAAUCUUGGGGUUUACCAUAUUUGCUAUAGGUAACUCUGUGGGUGAUAUAAUUGCCAACUUCACAGUUGCUAAAAUGGGUAUGCCAAUAAUGGCAUUUGCUGCUUGUUUCGGUUCACCAAUUUUAUCACUUACAUCACUUGGAUUCAACACUUUGAUGAUUCUCCUUCGAACAGAAAAUUAUUCUAAAGAUUAUAUCAAUCAUUUUGGAUAUUUGGUCAAUUCUAAUGUUUCAUUGAUAGUAUUAUCAUCAGGUGGAUUAAUAAAUUUGAUAGUUUUGAUCUUUUUGGUCUAUAUGAAUGAUUAUCUUAUUAAUGAAAGAAUUGGAUAUGUAUUACUAUUCAAUUGGGGACUUGUCACGGGAAUUUGUGUAUUAUUAGAGUUAGUAAAAAAUUAA
Messenger RNA from Yamadazyma jaroonii, 1521 nucleotides. The record is from the annotation of a GenBank genome assembly. Lineage: Eukaryota; Fungi; Ascomycota; Pichiomycetes; Serinales; Debaryomycetaceae.